AGGAAGCCGGUCAGGCUGAACAGAGACCUCUGGCUGGAACUCGGGAACAAAAGUAAAGUUUUUGGUAUUUGGAAGAAUGGGCAAGCAACUUAUGACAAUUACGAGCAACCUAAGGCUUGGAAGGCAGUUUCCCUGGUGCUGCUGUGCACCGUGGCUGUGGUGUCCUUCGGUUUUUACUGCGAUGGAAGUCUUGCUGGAGGCUCAAGGGCAGUGGAAAAAAAGACUUCAUGGCUGGUGGGUGAUGAUCUGGAAAUGCUGAGGGUGGAACAAGAGCUCGACAAGAUCCAGCAGCAGCUUCGUUUCCUGCAAUGGGGAGCAAAGGACAUCACCCUGCGUGCUCUCCACGAGGCCCUGAAGAGAAAUGAGCUCCCAGGCUUUACCGGCGAGGCUGUUCAAGAGAUGAUCAAUCAAGUCCUGGAGAAGCUGGAAGAAAGCCCAUUCCAGAUGCGUAAUUAUGCCAGCAAAACUUCAGGCGCCGCUAUCGUUCGUUCCAAGACUUCUCCCUCCUGGAUUGGAAGCGGGAAAGUCUUCUGGUACUCGUUGCUGGUGACACCAUAUAUGAGGCCUCCUGAGAUUAUUCUUGAGCCUGACAAUCAGCCAGGUAACUGCUGGCCCUUCCCAGGAAGCCAAGGGCACGUCUUCAUCAAGUUGCCCAGGGCCAUCUUUCCCACGGCAGUUACGUUAAACCAUGGAGUUCCAGCAACGGCCUACCAUGCAGACAGCACCUCCAGUGCUCCCAAGGACUUUGCUGUCUAUGGCCUGCAGGAAGAAGGUGACGAGGAAGGAACUUUGCUAGGAGAGUUCACCUUCACGCCAGGCCAGGAUCCCAGUCAGACCUUCCAGCUGCAGAAUGAGCACUCCGGGUUCAUCAAUUACAUCAAGCUGCGAGUGCUGAGCAACUGGGGCCACCCGGACUAUACCUGUGUGUAUCAGUUCAGGCUCCACGGCAAUCCAGCCCCUGACGGUGAAGCUAAGGGAAAGCCACUUGGUUUACCUUUCAUGGAGGAGUCUCCAGAUCUGAGCCCGUGACAGGGGCACAAACCCAGGGGACGAAAGAGAGUGGCAACAAAAAUUACCCUACCUUCUAACAGCGCGGCACAUCCGGCCCCGGCUCUGUGACUAACAAGGCAAGGCACGAUGCGGGCCGUGCGCUCCAGGAGAGGGGGAAGGGAGACAACACGUGUGUCUGACAACAAAAAAAAAAACCCCCACCAACAAAAACAGAAUCAACGGCAACUGUCUGAGGAGGAGCUGAAUUUACUGAAUCCAACAAAAUCAAACAAAAUGAGAGAGACGGAAGUAUCCAAAAUACAAGAUCUCAUGUUAGAAGACUGCAGGGGAAGCACGUGCUUUUCUCCGUGGCAAACCAAGAGUGGGAAGAAGAGGCUGGUGUCCUGCCAGUAGCUCCACCUUUCUUCCUCUGCGCGCUAGGUCCUCGGGAAUGCCGCUCCUCCCCUCCCAUCCGAGGACCCCACGUGCCCAUGAAUGGCAGUUCAAGGAACCAGAACAUUAACUCUUUAACUCCCACUAUUUUACGUGAUCUUCUGAGGUGGAAUAUCAGCAACAAAAAUCACAAAGCCACAACGUUAACAUCAAAUAUAACAUCAAUUCAUUCAACUUUUCCCAUGUUGAGUCUCUUUUGUCCGUCAGAGUAAAUGUUAAGAGAUCUCCCUAUUGUCUAUCUCGCUCCAUAAGCCUUUUCAUUCCCUUUUCUCCUGCUCUCCUGCUGGGGAGGAGGAGGGAGGGAGCGGCUGGUUGGGAGUUGGCAAAGUGAUCCCAAGAUACUGCAUUUUCCGAUCCCUGUUGAAGCACGGAUGGGAGUCAGCAGGAACUGCUGCCCCCUUGGACUUCCAGAGGGCAGACCUUGGCCUCCUUUGGACCGUGGUUGAGAAGGUGCCUUGGGAGGCAGUUCUGGAGCGCACAGCAGCCCGGGAAGGCUGGGCAUACUUUUAGGGAAGUUAUUUUAAAAGUGCAGGAGCUGACCGUCACCGAGUCAUGGAAGACAAGUUGACGGGCAAGGAAGCCGGUCAGGCUGAACAGAGACCUCUGGCUGGAACUCGGGAACAAAAGUAAAGUUUUUGGUAUUUGGAAGAAUGGGCAAGCAACUUAUGACAAUUACGAGUACGUAGUGAAGCCGUGCAGGGAGAAAAUUAGAAAAGCCAAAGGCCAGCUAGAACUGAACUUGGCCACUAAGGUGAAGGACAACAGUAAAUAUUUCUGUAAAUACAUCAGCAGCGAGUGGAAGGCUAGGGAGAGUCUCCAUCCCCUGCUGGAUGAUGCUGAGGGCAACGUGGUGACCAAGGGUCAGGAUAGGGCUGAGGUACUUGUUCUGUAUGAUUUACAAACAUACAGAUAGCAGAGUGGCGUGGUUAGGAUGGUAUUAUACGGGUUUUAUCAUUAGAAAGAUUAUCGUGGUGGAAAGGGAGAAUCAAAAAUUAGACGCUCAGCCGUGGCCUAGGCUCGCAGUAGAAAACUGCAAAGGGAGGGAUCUCCGGAAAGAGAUCCUUCCCCAGCGGCAGUCAGCCCUCAAAUGGGGCCUGGGAGAGGUGGAGCCAGGCUGCACCCCUCCGGGUCACACAGUUGAACUGCCUCCACCCGUGCUCCUGUGGCUGAGUCAGUCCUUGCCUCAGGCGAUCAAUCAGUGGUUCAGGCUGUGACUCAGCAGCUCCCAUACACCUUCUUUGCCUCAGUCCUUAAUAGUAAGACUAGUUACUCCCUGGGCACACGGCCCCUUGUGCCGGUAGGUAGGGAUGGGGAACAGAAUAGGCCCUGCACAAUCCACGAUGAGAUGGUUUGGGACCUGCUCUGAAAGCUGGGUGCUCACAAGUCCGUGGGGCCAGAUGGACUGCAUCCUAGGGUGCUGAGGGAGUUGGCGGAUGUGGUUGCCGAGCCACUCUCCACCCUCUUUUGGCAGUCCUGGCUAACUGGAAACGUCCCAUUGGACUGGCAAACGUGACACCCAUCUUCAAGAAGGGCUGGGAAGGUGAUCCUGGUAACUACAGACCUGUAGUCUCACCUCGGUGCCAGGGAAGGCCAUGAAAUGGAUCAUCUCGGGUGGCCUCACGGACCAGUUAAUGGUAAGCUGGGGGUGAGGCCCAAUCAGCAUGGCUUUAUGAAUGAAGGUAUGGCUGUCAAUGUGGUCUGCCUGGACUUCAGUAACGCCUUUGGCACCCUCCCCCACAACAUUCUUGUGGAGAGGCGGCUGCCAACGGUUUGGAUGGGCGUACGCUCCGCUGGGUGAAAC
This is a messenger RNA of Lagopus muta (rock ptarmigan), 3244 nucleotides long. RefSeq names its product SUN domain-containing protein 3-like. The record is from RefSeq and is a predicted model, not a curated record. Gene Ontology annotation, molecular function: protein-membrane adaptor activity. Gene Ontology annotation, biological process: nuclear envelope organization. Gene Ontology annotation, cellular component: meiotic nuclear membrane microtubule tethering complex; nuclear envelope. The coding region runs from base 253 to 1029 and encodes 258 amino acids. Lineage: Eukaryota; Metazoa; Chordata; Aves; Galliformes; Phasianidae. The transcript is spliced from 9 exons.